AUGGCUAAAGAGCUCAUGAGACUGUAAGCAUAAAACGAAACAAUCACCUAUAACAAUCAAAUUCAAACUUCAAUUAAUUUUAAAUUCUUAAUAGGACAUACGAAACACUAGUAGAUAAAAGACAUGCACUUGGUUUGCUUGAAAAAGUCAAAAGAGAAGGAGACGCAUUAAUAUACAGUGAAAACAAAUUAAAUAGAGAAAAGACGGAAUUUAACAAACAUCUUCACGAAGAAUCAUUUAAAACAAAAGUACAUUUAACCUAUGAUUUAUCGUUGUGUACAUAUAUAAAUUAAAUAACAAUGUUUUAUGGUUGAUCACCCUAAUUCUCACCUACAAUGGUGACAUAACCAUUAGCAAUAUCAGCCCUAAUUUUUAAAAAUUGUGUAAUAUUACUAAUUGAUCCACCCAGCGUUGCCCUUGACAAUUUUUACUAUUUUUUUUACCGAUAUCUCUUUUUGAGAAAAACCAGGAAAAAAUGUUGACAAAAUGGGAAAAUGUACGAAAUAUAAGUAUUAGUUAAAAUAUAUUACGGCCUUCUUUUUUCCUGUGAAUAAAUUUUCUACCAGUAUUUUUCUUUGAUUUUAAAUGAUAGCGAUGUUUCAGAAAGGAAAUCAAACUGAGGAAGUACCUUAGAGAAGUAGUUUUUCGAUUUUCUCGAGAGUUUCCCAAGCAAAUGUGUAAAACCAGGAAAAAACAUGAGAAAACCGUAAAAAACUUAAGAAAAUUAGGAAAAUCGGUACAACAUGAAAUAAACAUUAUUAAAGAGAACAUAGAAAGCAAAUUUAAUUUUUUUAAUUAUAAUAUGACUUAUAUGUUGUUGACAAAGCAUCACUAAUAACUGAAUUCGGCUCAGAAUCAUUUUUUCGUAAGCAAUGGUUUAUCUUUGCUUACAGGUAUAUUUUAAAUUACCUAUAAAACUGGGUAAACUCAGUGCACCUAUCUUUAUUAUCCUAGGACGUCUUUAUUUUAUUUUUAAUAUUAUUUGAAAUAAGAUUUCAACCGCAAAGAUUAUUAGUCAUUAGUAUUUUUUGAAUUAAAACUAACGUAAAUUAAAUAUAAUGUUCAGCUAUUUCUUAGAACCGAUAAAAAUCCAAAAGAACUGAAAAUAUUUGUGUUUUAUUUAAAAGGUUCUGAUUUCGGCUUCGAUUUAUUGAAUUGGGAAAUAUUGGUUCCAAUAAAGGUUUUGGUUCCCAGAUUUUCCCCGAAGACCGGUUUCAGAGCCGGUUCUUUCGGUUCUGGUUCUUGUUCCUGUGAUAUGCUCUGUAUGACACUUGCAUAAGGUCUGCGUUUGUUGAUGCAGCGCUUUCAUUUGAUCCGGCAAGGGAUUGAUGGGUGAGGUUGUGGAGUUGAGAUAUGCGGCAGCGACCGGGUUUGGUUUGAGAGAUGCCCAAUCUCUCUUGUAACAGAAUAUAGGCUCUAUUUUUUUCCUAGCUAAUUAACCCCGAAUCAUACAACAUAGUCACAACACUUUUAUUGAGCAUACGGUAAAUCUCAAUGAAACUAAUUGAGAUUUACACAAAUAUUUUUUUUUUUCAUGAAAGAAAUAUUCAAUAUACGAGGGCUAAUCAAAAAGUAUCAAGACUAGUAGUAUCAUUCGGAAAAGGAGCAUCGAAGAGCAGUAGGAUUGGUAUCACAUGCUUCUAUGACUUUUUCUGAGUACAUUUGUUUUUAUUGCUUCUCUAUAAAAUUCUUCGGUUUGAUUUCACUGACAUUAUUGUAAAAUAUAUUUUUCNUUUCAUGGUUUUUGCCAUUAAAUGUCAAUUGAAAAACUGAAAAUGUGCCCUCGAGUGGCAGCGAGUUCCGCUUCUUUUGGAUUCAUUACGAAAUCGCCAAACGUGAAAAACAAAUUUUAGAAAAAUAUCGUCAAAUCAAAACGAUGAAGUUCAUAGAGAUUUUAUACGAAUAGAUGUGCUCAGUAUAAGUCAUAGAAGCUAGGUUUACAAAUCGUUUUGCUCUUCAACGCUCGGUUUCCGAGUAAUAUUAUCAGUCUCGAUACUUUUUGAUUAGCCCUCGUAUAUGACUGAAAUGAAAACAUCUUCUAAAUUAUAAUGGUCCAGAUACUUUAAUGUUAUAUAUUUAACUGUACAAGUAAAUAUGGUUUAUGUUAUUUUUAAAUAAUCUUUUUUUGAACAUUAAAUUAUUAAAGGAACGCCUGGAAAAAAUCCAUAGUUUGGAAAAAAUAUACGAGAGAAAAAAAGUGGAGCUUGUAGAUAUUCAUAAACAAAUUGAGUUGGCAAAAAUGCGCUCAGAGAAUUUGAAAAAAGAAUCACGUACGCCUGAAGUACUUGAAAAUUAUCGACCUUACGAAGUAAAAUGUUUAACACUAUUGAUUACCAAUAAUUAUGAUAAUGCAUACAAAUAUAGUUUAUUUUACAUACAAUUGAGUUGCAACAACUCAGCGAUAGCUAUUAAUUUGUGAAAAUAUUAAAUUGUUGACUUAUCUUGUUCUAAUAUGUUUUAAACGUCUUUCGGUUUAACUAAUCAUAAUUCAAUCAAAAACCGAGUUGUUUAAAAAUCUUGAAACAAUAUUUAAUAUUUUUAAAAAUAAUUUUAAUAAUAAAUAAUAAUUUUUUACCAGGAAUUAAUUUCAGAAGUUCUUGAGAAAUUACCACAAUGCAAGAAUGUGUUCGAUAUCAUUAGUAAUGUCGUUAACUUGAACACUACAGUAAAGUUAGAUUCUGAAUUAUUUAAAACAGAUGAUGAUACCUAUGAAAAUUUAGAGGUAUUAUUCAUUUAAAUUAUUUUUAAAUCAUAUUGAUUAGGUUUUUUUUAAUAAACCUUCCUUUAUUAUACGCUAUAAUUUUAUAUUUCAAUUUUAAAUUAAUACUAGGUAGGAGGGUAAAAAUCGUAAUCGUGUAGAAAAAUAACGUUAUAUUACCGAAUCGUUUUAAUUUAUAGAUUCUGAGGGAAUUUUAUCUAUUUAUUUUAUUACUUGAUUUUUAAAACAGCCUUAGAAUAUUUUAUCAUAAUCAUUUUUCAAGGAUGAGUAUCUAUAUAACUACAGUUCUAUAUUUUCAUGAACGGGCAUACCAUUUAAUGUGCAAUUAUAAUUAAAAACAGUUAUACCUAGUAUUAUAUACAACAAAAUAUAAUAAUAGCUAAAUAAAAAAAAAAUUAAAUAAUUAGUAAUAUUUAGUAGCAUUAAGUUUAUGUAGUUUGACAUAUUUUAACAUCUAGAUAUGUGUAAUAAUUUCACUUAAGAAGUCAUCGCACAAAUUGUUUUUUGGUUAGAAAAUAAAAACUUACAGGAAAAACAAUCGUGUCACAAAUUAAAACUGACUGAAAUAUUUGUUAAAUCUUAUUUAUUACAGGAGUUUUCAAUUUUCGGUUGGUUCUGACGGUACAGACUAGCUUAGACUAAUUAUCUCUUUUCUAUUAUGGUUAUUUUUUGGGCAAUCCCUUGAUGUAGGCGUUUUCCCUGGAAUUUGGAAAAUCAACCACAUAACUCCGUUUUCUAAAACCGGUACAACUUCUGAGGUAAAAAACCAUAUAUAUUCUUAUAUUCGAAUAUCUAUUCUUUCUAAUUUUUCAAAAACGUAUGAAUCGCUAGUCUUGGAUAGUAUUAGGCCCUUUUUAAAUUCCGACGUGAUUGAUCAAUAACACGGUUUCCGUCCAGGGCGUUCAAUUAAAACUUGGAGCAUUACUUUCUGUCACUACAUUUAUGAUGCUUUCAAAAAUGGAUCCCAAGUAGACGUAAUUAUACAAUCUGUGCUGGCGUCACUUUGCUUCGGCCACCCUUUACUGGGGUGGAUGUAUUCCUAUUUACUAAAAAAAAUUACUAAAUAGGCUUCAAUGGGUUUAGAUUUUCGGUUCCAAGUCUCGUAUAUUUAUAGCUGAGUCUGGUGUCUCUCAAGGUGGACACUUGUCUCCAACCAUAUUUUUCCUUUUCAUAAAAGUGUCUACAGCGUUCCUCGAUUUGGCAAUGUUAUGUGUUUUGCUUGUGUGUUAAACUUUCCCGAGACUUGACCAAGACUUUCGGAGUUUAUGUCGAAAAAAAGAACGGACUUCAUUUUAUACUGUGUAUUGAUUGAUUCAUGGUGGUCAUGAUAGUCAACAUGGAUGAUCUGAUCGGACUACUUUUAUAAUUUUUAGUUACUCGAUGGAAAUUAAGAAUAUAGUAUUACCGUUUAAUUAUAAUAAAGUACCUAUUUUGUGUGUAACCAUCAUCACGUCUUUUUUUGUAUCAUUUAAUUUGUGGAUAUUUUUCAUCAAUAAUCAUGCCAAAAGUAAAAUUAAAAAGAAUUACAAGUGCAAUUACCGUAGAUGAAUUUUUAUUUGAUCGAAUAUUUGAGUAAAAUGGGAAUAAAGGUAAAAAGUAAUUAAAAAAUUGGCACGGGGAACGCUAAUAUGCUCUUACAUCAUAUUUAAUUAUUUUUUAAUAUUAAUAGAAUACAAAAUAUUUAUAAGUAACAACACACGUAUAAAAUAUAAUAAAAAGUAAAUAAUUGUAUCAUUGCCAUAUCGCCGAAAUGGACAUAAUGGAACUGAAAUUUCGCCAACAAGACUUAGAUCCCAUGCCAUCUAGUAUUAAAUUCAUUUUACAAUAUGUCAUUAGGCAAGUUUUGACGAAGUGGGUUUUAGGCCCGUUUGGUUCGCACCUCGUAAACGAAAGGUAGAAUCUAUUUGGGAACGCGUCCAAGAUGAUUUUAUGAAACGUCACCGCGGACAUAGUUAUAAACAUUUGGAGGACAGUGAUAUUAAACAGAUAAUAAAACAUUUGAAAAAAGACGAAGAAAGUCAAAAUGUAAAUAUAAAUUCACCCUACAUUUAAAUUUAGAUUUUAAAUUUGAAUACAUAAUACUUAAAUUGUUUCAUAAUUUGAAUUUCUAUUUGAAGAUUAUUAGUGCAAUAUUACAACAGUAUAUGGAUUUAUACUUGAAAAAUUGUGGGUACUUCCCUAUGGAAUUACCGUCAACUGAAGAUCAGUUAGUAUAUAUUUUCGAGUUCUUUAAAAGAACACUGAAACAGUUGGAAAUUAAUAAUAAUCUUGUGUCGGGAAAAAUGACAAGGAAGGAUUACUAUAUGGCAAAAAAAUAAAAAUGCAAAAUCUAUUUCCUUAUAACGUCAUAUUUUAUUAUACAGAUAAUUUUGAUUUUACUAAUUUUCUUUGUAAAAUUUUCAUAUAAAGUAAUCUGUGAGUCGUUGGAAUGCUACCCUGUUUUCAGUUAAAAAGAAGGAGAAUGCAAGUAAGAAAGAAAAGUUUAGGAUAAUGAUAGAUUUUAGAGCUUUAAACAAAAUAACAUUAAACGAGUUUCAUCCACUGCCUAAUAUAACUGAAAUAUUACACUUUUUAAGAGAACAGAGAACCACGAGUCAUUUUGUAACCCCUUAUAGGAUAAGGAGAUUAUUAAAAGAGAUUUUUGUAAUACUUGAGAAUUUAACCUAGCAUGUAGUACGCGAAUGAUAGAAUAGAAGUAAUAUGAUAAAUAGAAUGUAAUAUGAUAAAUAGAAUGUAAUAUGAUGAAAGUAUUUUGAUAAGCUGUGGGAAAUUAAUUUUAAUAUUUUUUGAAUAAUUUUACUUAUACACUUGUACGUCACGAUUUGUUUGCUGAACGAGCAACACGUACGACUUUAUAUGUGAGACUCAUCGGCUCGGGGCAGAUGGACCUACUGGCUGAUCCUGGUCAUUCAAACUUGGAUCGAGAGGAAGCACGGUGUAGUGAGCUAUCACCUCACGUAAGUACUAACCGGCCAUGGCUGCUACGCUGCCUCCUUGAAGAAGAUUGGAAGGAUUCUGACGUAGCCAUCGACGACGCAGAACACACUAUAUUUAGUUGCGAUGCCUAGGCUAACCGUAGGUUCAGAGUCGAGGUAGAACUUGGCGGUGCGCUUUCACCAGACACGAUGUUGGAAUUCAUGCUGAGGGACAAUAAAAAAUGAAGCCUUAUCAACAAUGAUCACAUCGAUAAAGGAGGAAGAGAAGAGUAGGUGUCAUGUGACGCCAAUCUAAUAACACAGAAGGUAUGAGAUGUCCAGAGCGACGGGCAGGAGUCGGCUCGAGAAGAAGGCCCAACCACCAAAACGUGGACGUGAUGCAACGGGCUGUGGCCAGCUUACGAAGAGGGUCCCACCCAGGGCAUAGAUGAUAGAAUUGAAAUUAGUUAUAUAAUACCAAUAUAUAAUACUCAUAUAAUAAUAUAUUUUGUAAAGCGGCUUAUAAGGGUGCGGCUAGCAGGGGAAUAUCCCACCUCCCACCCGCGGUGAAAUGUGAUAUUUUCUUUUAAAAUAAACGAUGGUGGCCGGGGAGUUAAGUGACAACCGUCAGUGCCACCCUCAGUCCUCGAUUCAAACAUAGAAAAAAAAUAUUUUAACGUUGGUGAUUUAUCGAUCUCCAUCCUUCCUCCUCCAAACAUUACAGUUUGCAACAACAUGAAUAGCAGGAUGCUGGAUGAAUAUGCAGAGCACGGGUAAUCUACUAAUUUCAUCACCUCUAUCACAUAGCUAUUCGCCAAUGUCACCACCACUCUUUCCACCGUCAACAAAUUAUUCAACGAUGUCUUCAAUGAAGAUUGUCUUUGACAAAUAAUCUAUUUCUUUCAAUUUUAAUUUUCAUUUCUUUGCAGAUGUUACGUAUACCGACGAGAGAAGAAUAUUUCUUUUAUUGUAUACGGAGAGAGUUUAUUGGUUAUAUUAAAUCUAUUCCUUGAAAUCUGGGGAAACACAUUGUUAGUUUUAAUCAACUCAGUGUCUACGAUAUUUACUUCUUUCGAGAUGAUGGAGAAACUAGACCCAGAUUUUGAGAAAAACAUUUCGCCCACUUUAAUAUAACAUUUUUGUAUAAUUAAAAUGUUUUCUUCGUUUGCUUCACAAAAUAUUCUUUGUUCAAUUAAAUAACACAGCAAAAUAUAUAUUCGUCCAAUAAAUAAAACUCACAAAAAUAAUACAAGUACAAAUAACAAAUAUUAUCGACGCAAAAUUGCUCGCAUUCGAUCGUGGUGGACUCGUCUGAGUUGACGGUGAUUCGGGUGACGGUUUAUAUUCUCGGAGGGACCCCCGCAACCCGUCAAUCAUAGUCAUGGCUUUCCAUAUUAUUAUUUCAAUGUAUUAUUUGAAUUUUUUAUACAUCUUGAAAUUAAUUGUAUCUAUUUUUUACUCAUCGACUGGUGUGUGGAAAAUGUAAAUAAUUUACAAACAAAUCAUACAAAACGUGUGAUUAGUUAUCAUUUCAUAGUUAAUAGAAUUUAGGCCUGGGCUGUGCCCCAUGAAUAACCAUAAAAUACAAAUCGAAGCUCCCCCAGCAUUAAAUUAACUCCUAUCACGCAGGAUACCUAUUCGUCCAGGUACGGUUUUGGUUCACACGCAGAGUUGUCCUAUCAAUUGACUAUGGCUCUCCCAUAUAUAUAUUACAUAUAUAAUAAGCACGUGGGCACGUCAUUUUCUUUGUUUUCUACAUUAGUUAUUUCUAUCCCCAUAUUGACCAAUUGGUUUACAUCAAUAUAUGCUUGCACUUCAUUGCCUUAUAAAAUAAAUAAAAACUUUAUGUUAGUUUUAUAAUACACAAAUUAAAAUAGUUUUAACUCAAAGAAACAUAAUAUAAAUUAUAUAAAUACAAAUAUAUCACACGACUGUAUAAAAUAUAAAUAAAUUAGAUGCUAUAAACGUGUUUAAUAAUCUGUCUGCAUAAUAUACCUUCAUCAAGUAAAUUGCACAUUGUUUCAUUGUUAAUAUUAUAUACUGAAGAGUUUUCUCGCAAAACAAUUGCUUGGAAUUGCUUAUUUAUAUCACUUAUGACUAUAAUUUAUUAUAUUUAUUAUUAUUAUAUAUAAUUGGUAGUGAAUCGAAUGGCAAUAAAUCAAACGUUAAACAACCAGUUUACGACAAUAAUACUGUGAAAGUGUGAAUGUAUUUUACCCAUAUGUAUAGUCCAUAUGACCAUAACACGGAUAAGAAACACUCAAUAGUUUUCAAUUUUUCUUAUUCCAGCUAAGUACUGAUAAGACUUCUCUGACACAAAUACUCGCAAAAAUGUAUUAUAACAUUGAAAAUUAUGGUGGUGUGUUUAAGUCAGACUAAAAUUAAUUGUCUCAUUGAAGAAAAGGUAGCUGUAUAAUACAUUUUUUAGUUAUUAAAAAAGUGAAUAAUGAACAACAUGGAAUCCUACCAGGGCUAUCAACUAUCCGCAAAGUUUUAAAUUUACCCAGCCUUGCUGUUUGUAGGAGAUCUGCGAACUUAUCAUUUCUAUCCAAACUUUUAUCCAAUUUAAUCUAAUGUCCCGAAUCAAUUUUAAAGUUUCAUCUCGUAGUACUAGACUUUUAUAUUAAUAUUUUUAUUGCUGUUAUUAUUAUUAUUCUAAUUGAAUAUCUGUAAAUGUUUUUUUGUAUUAUAAUAUAUUUAUAUAAAUAACUUGAAGUUUUUUGAGCGUCGGCCUUUACUGUUAUAAAACAAAACAAAAUAAAAUAAGUUUAAAACAAUAAAAUCUUAAGACGAAUAUUUGUCUCUUUUUAGUUUAUAUAUUUUUUGGUUUUUCCAAUUAUUAUUAAAAUUGCUAGAAAAACUAAUUAAAAACUUACCAACUUACUUGACACAAAAUGCAACAAAAUAGGUAUCUUGCCAUAUUUUAAUUGGAGCGAGAUUUCUGGAUGAAAAGUUCCACAGGUUUUUAUAGGCUGGAAAAAAAUAAACUAAUUAAUACUGCUUGUAUAUACUUAACGCUUUGUAGUAUCCAUGGGACACAAACGUGUUUAUAUAAUUUGUUAAUCCAUUCAACCACAUGAUAUUUGUUUGGGUGAUAUUUUACUUUCUGCAGUAAAUUAUAGUUUAAUGUUAUAGUCCUAUCACAUCAACUUAUCACAUUAAUUAUUUUUUUUUUUUUUUUAUGAUUUUCCGGUGAAAAAUUGUUAUCAAAGAGCAAUAUUGACCAUGAAGAAUGAAACUGUCAACGAUAAUGUAAGCGUCUAACAACUAAAUCUAACUAUAUACUUUGCUGGCGAAUUAUUACGUGCCCAUUAUUGUACAAAAUCGUGUUUAAAAUUUAUAAUUUUAGAUUUGGAACGUAGCGAGGGACUUAUUGGUUUUGAAUUAUUGAAUUUGAGUUCGUCCAGUUUUAGACCCUAUUAUUGCGCCCAUAAAUAUUUCCUCAUUAAUUAAAAUUACAAUUUUGCUUUUCCACAAAAUAAAAGUUCUUCACUCAACUAUCAUGGUCUAAAAAUGUAAUCCAGUUAAAAAUAUACGUUGAGAUUUGAAAUUUAGGAAAACUUAUAUUUGCCUUUUCUAUACGUGGUAAAAUUUUCAAAACGUUUUAGUCAUUUUUGAGCUAUUUAUAGAUAUUUUAAUUUCAAGUGUUAUUUAAGUAAUUUUUUUUUGGUAGAUAAUCUGUGGAUAGAAAUAUUAGACUAGAAAUGCUUGAAAAUUUGACAGGAGAUUUAUUAUAAGUCAAUGAACAUAUGAACUUAAAAUUUGGAUAAAAAAUGUCUACUUGUCUCUUCUAGACGUGGUAAAUUUUCUAAAAAUUUAAUCCAUUUUUGAGUUAUUUGUAAACAUAUUAAUUUGGUUAGUUUUGUACAUGAUUUUUAUAUGGUAGGUACUUUGUCAUAAAAUUGUUAGACUUAAUAGAAAUGCUUGAAAAUUUAACAAGAAGUUCAUUAAGAGUCUUACUUUAUGGUCAAAAAAAGAAAAUUUUAGUUUAAUGUAGUAUUUUUUUAAUAAAGAAAUUUUAAUAUCAAAUUAUGUGGACCAAAUUUUCAAUUUUUUAACAUAUGUAUAUAGCUGAUUUAAGAACGAUGGUGAAGUCAGAAUUGAGCGGACUGACUAAGUUUCGAAAUUCUAGCUUUUUAAUGUUCUGAUAUUAUGUGGAUAUUUUUUGUUAUGUUAAAUAUUGUCUUCUCUAAAGUAGGUUUGUCGUAGCUGAAUGGUUAUAGAUACCUAUUUUCAUCCUAGGGUUCACGAAUUCGAACCCGUGUCUCAAAAAAAAUUGUUUACAUUUAUUUACCCUUUACCUAAAUAAGGAAAAAAUAAUUGCAUUUUGAGUGAACCUUGAGACCCAAGCCUUCGCCCACUCAGACUAUUUUAAUCGAGAAAUACCCGUCGAUUUGUUAUGCAAACUUUUCUACUAUAAAUCUUGCUCCGAUGUAUCAAAUAUAGCUUAUUUUCUGAAAGAAAAUUUUAUUUCCAUGGUAACUUGGGGAGGUUAUUUUUUGAUUUUCGCAAGAGUUUUUCCAAUAAAUGGAAAAAAACGUGAAAAACGGAAAAAUCUAUAAAGUUCAUUAGUAAAAUAUUACAAUUUUUUUUGUCUAUAAACAACUUCCACCAGCAAUUUUGCAACUACUUACAAUGAUAACACACUUUCUGAAAGGAAAUCUGAUUGGGGAGUUACUAUAAGAGGUCAUUUUUCGAUUUUUCCAAGAGAUUUCCCAGCAAAUGUGAAUAAUCGGGAAAAAACAUGAGAAAACUGGGAAAACGCAGGAAAAACGGGAAAAGCGAUAAAAUAAUAAACAAAUAUUAUUAAAGAAAAUUUACUAUCCCUAUUUAGUUAUUUUACAAAAAUAUGGCAUAUACAUAUUAUUGACAAUGCAUCACUAUUAAUUGAACUGCGCUCAGAAUCGUUAUUUCGUUAGCAAUGGCUUGUCGUUGCUUACAGAUAUGCAUUAAAUUAUCUAUAACAGUAGUUGCAACUCACGUCAUUAUUCUAGAAGAUCUUUCUUCUAUAUUAUGUUAUAGAUCGUUGCGUCUGAAUCAGAAGAACUAGAUCACUUAAUAUUGAACACGAAGGAAAAUUACGGUUACCAGAGUGAAUCCGGGGGUGAAUGGUUUUCUGAAGAUUAUGAAGAAGGAUACAAGAGUAAUCUAGGAAACCGUGUAUGUUAAAUAAUUUAUUAUAUAAUACUGAUUGUAACUAGAUGUACUAGAUGAUUGGUCACUGUUCAAAUUUUCAAAAAUGUAUAUCAUAAUGUAUUUUUAACGAUCUAAUCGUCGUUUUUGUACCUAUAGAUAAAUUUUCAAUGGUCCAGAUCACUUUUGGAAGAAGACUCUUAUCCCGAAAACACGUUGACCGUUCAAGAAGCCAGUAAAUGUCUAAGCCGUAUCGGUCAAGUGGGAAACGGAUUGUGUUACGCUUAUAUUCAGAUCAAUCUUACUCAUAGGUAAAAUCAACAGAUGAUAUGUAUAAUAGUCUAAGUAAAUAGGUACUCAAAACAGUAUACUAAAUUAGAGCUUUUAUUUAAUCGUAGACAAAAUUUCCUCUUUCAACAUAUGCACAUUAUUAUUAAUCAUGAAAAGCUAUAAUAAUUUAAGAAUACCUAUUAAACUAGGAUUAAUUCAUGUUCACAAAUUAAGUUCGAAUCUGUCCUGUUUACUCGAUACUAAAAUUUAGAAAUGAGGGUCUUAAUAUAUAUUAUAAAGUUACCGAAAACAAUGUCUGAGUACUUAUGUUAAAACAAAUUAUUACUAAUUGCCGACAAUUUUACAGAAAUUUGACUAACAUUGAGGAAAUCACCCACUUUAAGUAUUUGUCUCUCAUCGACUUGUCGUACAACCACUUGGAUUUAAUCAGUUUGGACGUGCUUAGAGACUUGGUGCACGUGGUUUUCGUACAGGCCGAUCAUAACGUAGUAAAUUCUUUAUGUUUGACGUCUCUGCCGUAUCUACAGGUAUCUACUUGUACGAUAGUUAUUAAUUGCAUGUUCUUUAAAAUCAGAAUAUAACCAGGAUUAAAUUGAUUGAUUUUUCCAAUAAAAAAUUUAAGAAUAAUGCUUCCACAAUCUUAAAACUAUAUUAAAUAUAAUAAUGUUUUACAUAGGUAGGUAAAUAUAAACUAAUAGUAACAAUAAUAACAUAAACUAAAAGUUCUGUCAUGGGUGAUCCAUUAAUUGCUCUUUUUAUAUGAUUUUUUUUUUUAAAUAUUACCAAUAACAUAUUUUACAAUUCACAUAGUAGAACUUAUUUAUUAUGUGUUAAUGACAUAUUCCCUUUAUUCCGUAGUAUAGUAAGCAAGCUGAGAAUGUGGUAAAAUCGUAUCGUACCGAUUUGCAGUCAAAACGAUUCGACGACACCCGAUUUGCCAACAAAUUAUUUAUUUACAUUGAUUAUUCGACAUUGAUUAUAACAAAAUUAUUUAGAAUAAAUAUACGCCUUAAUUUGAAUAAUAAUAAUAUUGUUAAAAAAUAUUAUUUUUUUAUUAUUUGUAAAAAGUUCGAGUCAGAGAAAAUAAAGUAUUAUUGUUACUCAAAUUAAUUAUAAAUGUUAAUGUUACUUUGCGGCCGAUUGCAGUUUUUUAUGUUAUGGGUUUAAACUCGAAGUUUAUUUUCUGGUUUUAACUGUUAAAAGUAAAAGUUUAAGUGAAAAUAUUUGUAAUAUUCUAGAUUUCUACAAAUUUUUUUUUUUAUCUGCCCGGAAGCUUUUAUUACAACGAUAAAAGAUCUUUAGAAAUACAUUAUAAAGGUGUACAAUAUAGAAAACUGGUGUAUACUGGUAAAGAAUACUGAUGCACAAAAAGAAAAUAACACAUGUCCUACUCCCAAUUAAAUGGCCCCGGCUUUAGUCCAAGGAUCUUAUACUAAGUCGUAUGGUCUUCGGUUAAAUUGUUUAGUUUCAUUUAAAAAAAAUAUUACACUUAUUAAAAAUGUAUAAGAAAUAAAUAAUAUAUAUAUAUAUAUAUAUAAUCAUAAUAUUUGUUUGAUAUUGAACCGAUUUUCCCGUGUUUUUUACGUUUUUCCCGGGAUUUAUUUUUGCUGGGAAAACUUGAGAAAAUCGAAAAAUGACCUCCUUAAAGUACAAUCCCAAUUUUUCACAUUUGAAGAGAAAACUCCUGAAAAAAUUUUCUUUCAAAAAAGUUUCUACAUAUACAUCGAAGUAAACUUUUCGGUAAAAACAGUGUUCAUAUAAAAAAAAAUUUAAAAAAAUAAACGCUUUUGGAACACCAAUACAUUCUACGAUACACUCUGAAUCUAAAAAACCGAAUUUAAUUAUGCAUACACAACUACACGAAACGGAACACACCCAUGCACGUAACAGUUCGAUCACUGGACACUGAACGACUGAAUUACCUGUUAAGUUUUUAUUCACUUUAUUCAAAAAUAAAUCAUAUAACCUCUAGAACGUUUAUACCUAUAUACUAAAAUAUUUUGUGUUCGCUGGAUGCUCCUUUGUCAUUAUGUUGUUACGUGAAAUGUUACCGUAUUCAUUUUCAGCUCAAAUCAUAUAAAUAUAAAUCAAUCUUUAUUUUUUUUCAAGGUAAAAGUUUUAAACUUUUCAUAUAGUAUUUCGGCAUACGGAUGAACGCCCCCCUCCCCCAAACAUUUGCUGCCCGGAGCAAAUGCCAUUAAAACCCACUGUCAAAUACGGCCCUCAUGAUAACAACAUGCGAGGUAUAAUAAUUUUCUAACGAUUGUUUUUUCGAUUAACUUACAUGCUCCACCAUGUGUCCUGUAUUGCUGGCUGCUGUGUCAAUUGAUAAUGAUUAAAUGCGAUCUGUUAUACUCCAAUCAUAUAAUAAAUCCAUAAAAGCAUUUUACAUUUUUCCCUAAUUCCAAAUUAAACCUACAUUUUUAAAAAUCUUAAAAAUAAUUUCUUUUAAAACAGUAUUUAGUAUGUAUUGAAUAGUUCAAAAAAAUGUGUAUCUAUAAAUUUAUAGUUGCUAAAUAUUUUUAAAUUUAAAAUAAUUAUUGAUAAACGAUACCCAAAGUCUAAAAAUAUGUUAACCGUCUCUCCAUGUAUAUUUAUUAACACUCCCUCCCAUUGUAGAUUUCAGAACAGUUUCCUGGCCAUUAAAGGAGGGCCACCACUGGUUUUUAUCAUCAUCAGAACGAUAAUAUCGGGAAUUGUAAUAGAUUAUUAAAAUCCUAUUCUGAGUUAAGCAAGGAUAAUGUCCUUGCUUUCCUGAGAUAGUAGGAAUAUAAUAUAAAUAACAAUAGUGUGUAUAAAAAUACAUGUAUUAUUUUGCUUCUUUUCUUUCCCAUAAGGUUUUGACCCUAAAUUCGAACAAAGUCACGACACUCUCAGGUCUUCAGCAGCCUUCUUUGGAAUGUUUGGAACUCAACGGUAAGUAUAAUAUAAGUAGAUUGUGAUCGUAUUAUUAUAUGUAUUAUUUGUGUGAAUGUGAAAACACCGGGAAUCAUUAUCAACACGGUAUAUUAUUGUAUUAUCGUAUAAUUAUUCCUUGUCCCUGUCCAUUUUUUUUUGUGGUAAACAAUAAUUUAUUGGAAGCGUUCAACAUUCACUCUAGUGUAAUAGUGUAAAGGUAUAAUAUUUUACGAACGAACAACACUCUUAUAAAUAUUUGUUCUUUAAUGUUGUCGUCACGUGGCUUACAUAACGAAAUCACCGUGUCAAGUUUUUACCCAUAAUCGUAUAGUUUUAUCACAAUACCAAUAAGAUAAAAUUCGUAAUUCACCAUAUUUUCUGCCCGAAAACGAUUUGAUUUUAAUUUUAAAAUCUAAGUUUUCAAAUUAUGGCGUUUUUAUUCCGUUUUAUUCCGCUAAUAAUACUUAAUUUAUCAUAAAUUUACAUUUGAAAAGGGGGACUCAUUUUUAUAGGUUACAUUUUAAUUUUUCGGAUAGGUGGAUGGACAACAUAUUAACCGAAGUAAAAUAUUUUGCACCACCACUGCACUUACUUUAAGUACACUUAUUUGUUUUAUUUCCAUUUAAUAGUUAUAUAUUAUGUAUUAUAACAUAAUUGAAUGGGUAAGUAACCUAAUCCAUUUCAUAUUUUUGCUGACAUCAGCACAUAAAUUAACAUCUCCAUAUUUUAUGUGUUAUGAUAAGCCAAGCACAGUAUACUUAGUUUAGGCUAUAGUUUAAAAAAAAUAUAAUCAUAUGACCACAUUGUUUUAAUCACAGAUAACAAAAUUACUCGCGUGAUACAAGAACCGAGCAAAAGCUUUAACAGCAACUAUUGUAAUGAAAUCGAUUGCCCGAACCUUGUCACAUUGGCAUUGUCCAGAAACGUCUUGGAAACUAAAGUGUUCGAACAAUUGACAUUCGUGUCCAUAACAUUGCGAGUAUUGUAUUUGGUAAUCCGAUUAAAAAUUGUAUAAUAUACUAUAAAAAACAAUUAUAAUAGCUAUAAUUAUAGAAUCGGAAUAUUGUUACAGAGUUACAAUAAAAUUGAAAGUCUACUGGGAUUGGACUCGUUGCUAAAUUUGUGUCGGUUAAAUUUGCGUGCCAACUGCAUAUCCACUUUGGAUGGUAUCACCGAUAAUUUGAAACAAUUAUCGUAUUUAAAUUUACGGUAAGCUAUAUAUCAUAUAUUAAUACACACGUGUAAAUUUGAUUGUCAUGCGCACUCAAAUCGAGCAAUUAUGCUUAUCUAAUUUAACUGCUAAUCCACACACACUCCUUCUACUCGUUUUUGAGCUUUCAAACAUAUCCUUGAUCAAACCAAUAUACAAUCUUUUAAUUCCUUAUCUCAUUAACCAAUUAAUCAAAUCUAACUAUAGAUGUACACUUAUUUUUAGCACGUCUUUUUUUUUUUGAUACCAAUAGAUACAUUAAAGAGGUCAUUUUUCGAUUUUCUCAGGAUUUUUCUCAAAAAAAAAUGGGAAAACCGAAAAAAAUUACGGAAAAACGGGAAAAUGUACGAAAUGUAGGUAUUGGUUAAAAAUAUUACCGUCUUAUUUUGUUCGAUUAACAAUUUUUCUACAAGCAAUUUUGCUCAGAUUUACAAUAAUAGCACUUUUCUUAAAAGAAGCUCUGACCGGAAAAGUACUUUAGGGGGGUUAUUUUUCGAUUUUCCCAAGAGUUUUCCCAGCAAAUGUAAACUACGGGGAAAAAAACAUUGAAAAACAGGAUAAUCGGUACAUUAAACAAAUAUUAUGAGAAAUUUUUUAUACAGUAAGAAAAUUAAAAAAAAAGGAAAAAAAUAAACAUCUUUUGUUAAACCAAUACAUUAUUCGCUACACUCAAAAACUAAAAUAGUUACAAAUUCUAUAUAGUAACUUAUUAAAUAUUGAUUUUUGUAUGCAUAGAAUAAAAACAAUAUUUACAUCAAUACAAAUAUACUAUAAUAUACAUACAUAAUAUUAUAACAAUAUAGUAUAUCCAAAUAUAUAACCUAUAUAGUAUACAUUUUUUAUUGUGAUCAUAAGCAUUUGACUUGAAUCAAUGUCUCUCUUCAUAAAAAUAACUACUCUAAUUAAUGUUUAAACUUUAAAGGGCAUUAUUAAAAAAUUAUUCAUUAAUGAAUAUAUAAUACUCUUAGAUAUGACUGCAAUAAAACCAUAAAGGACACUUAAAUGAUACUCAAUUACAUGAAUAUUAAUAAUAAUAAUACACAUUGUAUGAAAUACCUAAAUAGGUACAUUCCAAGUUUUAGCUAACAAAAAUAAAGUAUAGGAAUACUCACUAUGGAGUAUGCUAUAAUAGUAAUUGGAUAGCUAGUACCUACAUCUUGACUAGAUUUGUUUCAUAAUAUAAUACGAUAAAUUAAUGUAUCUAUUUUUAACACGGUUGUUAAGUGCCUUUAGUGAGCUAUUAUUAGUUGCCUGAUUCCAUAGCACCUCAUCCAAUCUAUUGAUAAUUUGUUUAUUUAUUUAUUUAUAAUGAUGGGCUUACGCCUCUACACAUCAACAUAAUUACAAGUUAUAAGAUUACAUUAAAUUACAAAAUAAAAGACGUCCUAGGAUAAUAAGGCGCAGUCACUGUUAUAAAAAUUCGGUUUCAGGGAAAACCAUUUGGCCGAUACAAAUGAACUAGCUAAGUUGGCUUGUCUUGGAUCACUAAAGACGCUAAUCGUGUCACAAAAUCGUUUCGAUCCACGAUCGACGGCGAACUUACGGCCGUACCUCACGAAAUUAGUCCCGUGCUUGGAACGGAUCGACAAGCAAAAAGUUGUACGGAACGCGUCUGACGACAACAGUGAAAACAUCGAAUGGCCGGAUGUGAGCCAAGAAGUCGAGGAGAACGAAUAA
Messenger RNA from Cinara cedri, 16843 nucleotides. The record is from the annotation of a GenBank genome assembly. Lineage: Eukaryota; Metazoa; Arthropoda; Insecta; Hemiptera; Aphididae.